AUGAGGGCACAGUGGAGGACAACUUACAGCGACAAAGGAGAGAAGCCUGAAAGCGGCCGAUUCCUCCACUUUCACUCCGUAACCUUCUGGGUUGGCAAUGCCAAGCAGGCUGCGUCAUAUUACUGCAGUAAGCUGGGCUUUGAGCCCCUAGCCUACAAGGGCCUGGAGACCGGUUCCCGGGAAGUGGUGAGCCACGUGGUCAAGCAAGGGCAGAUUGUGUUCAUCUUCUCCUCUGCCCUCAAUCCCUGGAACAAAGAGAUGGGCGAUCACCUGGUGAAACACGGCGAUGGAGUGAAGGACAUUGCGUUCGAGGUGGAGGAUUGUGACUACAUUGUGCAGAAAGCCCGGGAACGAGGCGCCAAGAUCGUGCGGGAGCCCUGGGUAGAGCAAGAUAAGUUUGGGAAGGUGAAGUUUGCUGUGCUACAGACGUAUGGGGACACGACACACACCCUGGUGGAGAAGAUGAACUAUACUGGCCGGUUCCUGCCUGGAUUCGAGGCACCAGCAUUCAUGGACCCCCAACUUUCCAAGCUGCCCAACUGCAGUCUUGAGAUAAUCGAUCACAUUGUGGGAAACCAGCCUGAUCAAGAGAUGGUGUCUGCCUCUGAAUGGUACCUGAAGAACUUGCAGUUCCACCGUUUCUGGUCCGUGGAUGACACGCAGGUGCACACGGAGUACAGCUCUCUGAGGUCCAUUGUGGUGGCCAAUUAUGAGGAAUCCAUCAAGAUGCCCAUUAAUGAGCCAGCACCGGGCAAGAAGAAGUCCCAGAUCCAGGAAUAUGUGGACUAUAAUGGGGGUCCUGGGGUCCAGCACAUUGCUCUCAAGACCAAAGACAUCAUCACAGCGAUUCGCCACUUGAGAGAGAGAGGCGUGGAAUUUUUGGCCGUUCCAUCUACCUACUACAAACAACUGCGGGAGAAGCUCAAAUCGGCCAAGAUCCGGGUGAAGGAGAAUAUUGAUAUCCUGGAGGAGCUGAAGAUCCUGGUGGACUACGACGAGAAAGGCUACCUCCUGCAGAUUUUCACCAAACCCAUGCAGGACAGGCCCACGCUCUUCCUGGAAGUCAUUCAGCGCCACAAUCACCAGGGUUUUGGAGCCGGUAACUUCAAUGCACUGUUCAAGGCCUUCGAGGAGGAGCAGGACCUGCGAGGCAACCUCACCGACAUGGAGCCCAACGGCGUUGUGUCUGGCAUGUAG
This is a messenger RNA of Dama dama (fallow deer), 1197 nucleotides long. It is a transcript of the gene HPD, whose product is annotated as 4-hydroxyphenylpyruvate dioxygenase. Gene Ontology annotation, molecular function: 4-hydroxyphenylpyruvate dioxygenase activity. The record is from RefSeq and is a predicted model, not a curated record. Gene Ontology annotation, cellular component: endoplasmic reticulum membrane; Golgi membrane. The transcript is spliced from 14 exons. The coding region runs from base 1 to 1197 and encodes 398 amino acids. NCBI's taxonomy places the organism in Eukaryota, Metazoa, Chordata, Mammalia, Artiodactyla, Cervidae. Gene Ontology annotation, biological process: L-tyrosine catabolic process.